UCCCUCUCUAUCCCCUUACUCACUCCCUCCCUCCCUCCCUCUCCCUCACUCUCUCUUUCUCCCUCUGUCAGUCAUUGAGUCAUGAUGGCGGAGCGGACGGUGCCUCAUGCAUAUCCCAUGAGUACUCAGUGUGAACUGAACUCUCCCAGACGGAUCUACGACCAGAACUUUGGAGAAGCUCUUACCCCCCAGGACCUCCUGACCCCCACCCUGUACCAUGGUUACUAUGUCCGUCCACGAAUCACCAAGCAGCUAGGGCGAGGCUUCUCUGAUAUAGAGGCGGAGCCAGGGAAGUGGACCGUCCGAUUGGACGUGUGUCAGUUCACUCCUGAUGAAGUCACCGUCCGCACCGUCAACAACCUACUGGAGGUCAGUGGGAACCACUCCCAGAGACAGGAUGUCCACGGGUUCAUCAGUCGGUCGUUUACGAGGACCUACAUACUUCCUGUGGGUGUCGACCCUCUACUGCUCUUCGUUGACCUAUCACACGACGGCAUCCUCUCUGUCUCCGCUCCCCGGACAACCCCCGACCCGCCCUCCACACACACGCAUAUCAUACACACACACACCGACAAGACAACCAAGUGACGACACAGACACAACCAAAAUACGACCUAGUGUCCUCUGUCAUGGAUCAACCCCAAUACCCUCUAGGAUCAACCCCAAUACCCCCUAGUGUCCUCUGUCAUGGAUCAACCCCAAUACCCUCUAGGAUCAACCCCAAUACCCUCUAGUGUACUCUGUCAUGGAUCAGCCCCAAUACCUCUAGGAUCAACCCCAAUACCCCCUAGUGUCCUCUGUCAUGGAUCAACCCCAAUACCCCCUAGUGUCCUCUGUCAUGGAUCAACCCUAAUACCCCCUAGUAUCCUCUGUCAUGGAUCAACCCCAAUACCCCCUAGUCUCCUCUGUCAUGGAUCAACCCCAAUACCCCCUAGUGUCCUCUGUCAUGGAUCAACCCAAAUACCCCCUAGUCUCCUCUGUCAUGGAUCAACCCCAAUACCCCCUAGUGUCCUCUGUCAUGGAUCAACCCCAAUACCUCCUAGUGUCCUCUGUCAUGGAUCAACCCCAAUACCCUCUAGUGUCCUCUGUCAUGGAUCAACCCCAAUACCCACUAGUGUCCUCUGUCAUGGAUCAACCCUAAUACCCUCUAGUGUCCUCUGUCAUGGAUCAACCCCAAUACCCCCUAGUGUCCUCUGUCAUGGAUCAACCCCAAUACCCCCUAGUGUCCUCUGUCAUGGAUCAACCCCAAUACCCUCUAGUGUCCUCUGUCAUGGAUCAACCCCAAUACCCUCUAGUGUCCUCUGUCAUGGAUCAAACCCAAUACCCCCUAGUGUCCUCUGUCAUGGAUCAACCCCAAUACCCUCUAGUGUCCUCUGUCAUGGAUCAACCCCAAUACCAUCUAGUGUCCUCUGUCAUGGAUCAACCCCAAUACCCCCUAGUGUCCUCUGUGAUAGAUCAACCCCUAUACCCCCUAGUGUCCUCUGUCAUGGAUCAACCCCAAUACCCCUAGUGUCCUCUGUCAUGGAUCAACCCCAAUACCCCCUAGGAUCAACUCCAAUACCCCCUAGUGUCCUCUGUCAUGGAUCAACCCCAAUACCCUCUAGUGUCCUCUGUCAUGGAUCAACCCCAAUACCCCCUAGUGUCCUCUGUCAUGGAUCAACCCCAAUACCCCCUAGUGUCCUCUGUCAUGGAUCAACCCCAAUACUAUCUAGGGUCCUCUGUCAUGGAUAAACCCCAAUACCCUCUAGUGUCCUCUGUCAUGGAUCAACCCCAAUACCCCCUAGUGUCCUCUGUCAUGGAUCAACCCCAAUACCCCUAGUGUCCUCUGUCAUGGAUCAACCCCAAUACCCUCUAGUGUCCUCUGUCAUGGAUCAACCCCAAUACCCUCUAGUGUCCUCUGUCAUGGAUCAACCCCAAUACCCUCUAGUGUCCUCUGUCAUGGAUCAACCCCAAUACCCUCUAAUGUCCUCUGUCAUGGAUCAACCCCAAUACCCUCUAGUGUCCUCUGUCAUGGAUCAACCCCAAUACCCUCUAGUGUCCUCUGUCAUGGAUCAACCCCAAUACCCUCUAGUGUCCUCUGUCAUGGAUCAACCCCAAUACCCCCUAGUGUCCUCUGUCAUGGAUCAACCCCAAUACCCUCUAGUGUCCUCUGUCAUGGAUCAACCCCAAUACCCCCUAGUGUCCUCUGUCAUGGAUCAACCACAAUACCCUCUAGUGUCCUCUGUCAUGGAUCAACCCCAAUACCCACUAGUGUCCUCUGUCAUGGAUCAACCCCAAUACCCUCUAGUGUCCUCUGUCAUGGAUCAACCCCAAUACCCCCUAGUGUCCUCUGUCAUGGAUCAACCCCAAUACCCUCUAGUGUCCUCUGUCAUGGAUCAACCCCAAUACCCCCUAGUGUCCUCUGUCAUGGAUCAACCCCAAUACCCUCUAGUGUCCUUUGUCAUGGAUCAACCCCAAUACCCUCUAGUGUCCUCUGUCAUGGAUCAACCCCAAUACCCCCUAGUGUCCUCUGUCAUGGAUCAAACCCAAUACCCCCUAGUGUCCUCUGUCAUGGAUCAACCCCAAUACCCCCUAGUGUCCUCUGUCAUGGAUCAACCCCAAUACCCUCUAGUGUCCUCUGUCAUGGAUCAACCCCAAUACCCCCUAGUGUCCUCUGUCAUGGAUCAACCUCAAUACCCUCUAGUGUCCUCUGUCAUGGAUCAACCCCAAUACCCCCUAGUGUCCUCUGUCAUGGAUCAACCCCAAUACCCCUAGUGUCCUCUGUCAUGGAUCAACCCCAAUACCCACUAGUGUCCUCUGUCAUGGAUCAACCCCAAUACCCUCUAGUGUCCUCUGUCAUGGAUCAACCCCAAUACCCCCUAGUGUCCUCUGUCAUGGAUCAACCCCAAUACCCUCUAGUGUCCUCUGUCAUGGAUCAACCCCAAUACCCCCUAGUGUCCUCUGUCAUGGAUCAACCCCAAUACCCCCUAGUGUCCUCUGUCAUGGAUCAACCCCAAUACCUCCUAGUGUCCUCUGUCAUGGAUCAACCCCAAGACCUCCUAGUGUCCUCUGUCAUGGAUCAACCCCAAUACCCCUAGUGUCCUCUGUCAUGGAUCAACCCCAAUACCCCCUAGUGUCCUCUGUCAUGGAUCAACCCCAAUACCCCCUAGUGUCCUCUGUCAUGGAUCAACCCCAAUACCCCUAGUGUCCUCUGUCAUGGAUCAACCCCAAUACCCCUAGUGUCCUCUGUCAUGGAUCAACCCAAAUACCCACUAGUGUCCUCUGUCAUGGAUCAACCCCAAUACCCUCUAGUGUCCUCUGUCAUGGAUCAACCCCAAUACCCACUAGUGUCCUCUGUCAUGGAUCAACCCCAAUACCCCCUAGUGUCCUCUGUCAUGGAUCAACCCCAAUACCCCCUAGUGUCCUCUGCCAUGGAUCAACCCCAAUACCUCCUAGUGUCCUCUGUCAUGGAUCAACCCCAAUACCCCCUAGUGUCCUCUGUCAUGGAUCAACCCCAAUACCCACUAGUGUCCUCUGUCAUGGAUCAACCCCAAUACCCCCUAGUGUCCUCUGUCAUGAAUCAACCCCAAUACCCACUAGUGUCCUCUGUCAUGGAUCAACCCCAAUACCCCCUAGUGUCCUCUGUCAUGGAUCAACCCCAAUACCCCUAGUGUCCUCUGUCAUGGAUCAACCCCAAUACCCCCUAGUUUCCUCUGUCAUGGAUCAACCCCAAUACCCUCUAGUGUCCUCUGUCAUGGAUCAACCCCAAUACCCCCUAGUGUCCUCUGUCAUGGAUCAACCCCAAUACCCCCUAGUGUCCUCUGUCAUGGAUCAACCCCAAUACCCCCUAGUGUCCUCUGUCAUGGAUCAACCCCAAUACCCCCUAGUGUCCUCUGUCAUGGAUCAACCCCGAUACCCCCUAGUGUCCUCUGUCAUGGAUCAACCCCAAUACCCUCUAGUGUCCUCUGUCAUGGAUCAACCCCAAUACCCCCUAGUGUCCUCUGUCAUGGAUCAACCCCAAUACCCCCUAGUGUCCUCUGUCAUGGAUCAACCCCAAUACCCCUAGUGUCCUCUGUCAUGGAUCAACCCCAAUACCCCCUAGUGUCCUCUGUCAUGGAUCAACCCCAAUACCCCCUAGUGUCCUCUGUCAUGGAUCAACCCCAAUACCCCCUAGUGUCCUCUGUCAUGGAUCAACCCCAAUACCCUCUAGUGUCCUCUGUCAUGGAUCAACCCCAAUACCCCCUAGUGUCCUCUGUCAUGGAUCAACCCCAAUACCCUCUAGUGUCCUCUGUCAUGGAUCAACCCCAAUACCCCCUAGUGUCCUCUGUCAUGGAUCAACCCCAAUACCCCCUAGUGUCCUCUGUCAUGGAUCAACCCCAAUACCUCCUAGUGUCCUCUGUCAUGGAUCAACCCCAAGACCUCCUAGUGUCCUCUGUCAUGGAUCAACCCCAAUACCCCUAGUGUCCUCUGUCAUGGAUCAACCCCAAUACCCCCUAGUGUCCUCUGUCAUGGAUCAACCCCAAUACCCCCUAGUGUCCUCUGUCAUGGAUCAACCCCAAUACCCCUAGUGUCCUCUGUCAUGGAUCAACCCCAAUACCCCUAGUGUCCUCUGUCAUGGAUCAACCCAAAUACCCACUAGUGUCCUCUGUCAUGGAUCAACCCCAAUACCCUCUAGUGUCCUCUGUCAUGGAUCAACCCCAAUACCCACUAGUGUCCUCUGUCAUGGAUCAACCCCAAUACCCCCUAGUGUCCUCUGUCAUGGAUCAACCCCAAUACCCCCUAGUGUCCUCUGCCAUGGAUCAACCCCAAUACCUCCUAGUGUCCUCUGUCAUGGAUCAACCCCAAUACCCCCUAGUGUCCUCUGUCAUGGAUCAACCCCAAUACCCACUAGUGUCCUCUGUCAUGGAUCAACCCCAAUACCCCCUAGUGUCCUCUGUCAUGAAUCAACCCCAAUACCCACUAGUGUCCUCUGUCAUGGAUCAACCCCAAUACCCCCUAGUGUCCUCUGUCAUGGAUCAACCCCAAUACCCCCUAGUGUCCUCUGUCAUGGAUCAACCCCAAUACCCCCUAGUGUCCUCUGUCAUGGAUCAACCCCAAUACCCCUAGUGUCCUCUGUCAUGGAUCAACCCCAAUACCCCUAGUGUCCUCUGUCAUGGAUCAACCCAAAUACCCACUAGUGUCCUCUGUCAUGGAUCAACCCCAAUACCCUCUAGUGUCCUCUGUCAUGGAUCAACCCCAAUACCCACUAGUGUCCUCUGUCAUGGAUCAACCCCAAUACCCCCUAGUGUCCUCUGUCAUGGAUCAACCCCAAUACCCCCUAGUGUCCUCUGCCAUGGAUCAACCCCAAUACCUCCUAGUGUCCUCUGUCAUGGAUCAACCCCAAUACCCCCUAGUGUCCUCUGUCAUGGAUCAACCCCAAUACCCACUAGUGUCCUCUGUCAUGGAUCAACCCCAAUACCCCCUAGUGUCCUCUGUCAUGAAUCAACCCCAAUACCCACUAGUGUCCUCUGUCAUGGAUCAACCCCAAUACCCCCUAGUGUCCUCUGUCAUGGAUCAACCCCAAUACCCCCUAGUGUCCUCUGUCAUGGAUCAACCCCAAUACCCCCUAGUGUCCUUUGUCAUGGAUCAACCCCAAUACCCCUAGUGUCCUCUGUCAUGGAUCAACCCCAAUACCCCUAGUGUCCUCUGUCAUGGAUCAACCCCAAUACCACCCGGAAUGAGAUCUAUGGAACGUAGACCUUGGGAGAUAGAACAAGGACCGUAGACCGUGGGGGAUAGUAGACUGUGGGGGAUAGUAGAAGGAACGUAGACCGUGGGAGAAAGAGCAAGGACCGUAGACUGUGUGGGAUAGCAGACCGUGGGGGAUAGCAGACCGUGUGGGAUAGCAGACCGUGGGGGAUAGCAGACCGUGGGGGAGAGCAGACUGUGGGGGAGAGCAGACUGUGGGGGAUAGUAGAAGGAACGUAGACCGUGGGAGAAAGAGCAAGGACCGUAGACUGUGUGGGAUAGCAGACCGUGGGGGAUAGCAGACCGUGUGGGAUAGCAGACCGUGGGGGAUAGCAGACCGUGUGGGAUAGCAGACCGUGGGGGAUAGCAGACCGUGUGGGAGAGCAGACCGUGGGGGAUAGCAGACCGUGGGGGAGAGCAGACCGUGGGGGAGAGCAGACCGUGUGGGAUAGCAGACCGUGGGGGAGAGCAGACCGUGGGGGAGAGCAGACUGUGGGGGAUAAGACGCCAUUGGUGCCCAUUCAGCGAUGCUGAUCUAACACGGUGGAUAUUCAUCAAAUCCUUCAUGAUUGAUGUGUUCUAUCAGGCCCACAAUGUGGUUUCUACAAUCCCAAUGAUGUGUUCUAUCAGGCCCACAAUGUGGUUUCUACAAUCCCAUUGAUGUGUUCUAUCAGGCCCACAAUGUGGUUUCUACAAUCCCAUUGAUGUGUUCUAUCAGGCCCACAAUGUGGUUUCUACAAUCCCAUUUGGAUAUAUUUGUCUGUUUUCGCUGCAUAAUAUUUAGAAGUUGUCUUUUUCGGGAUUAUAAUUUUUUUGGUGCUCAAUGCUAACUCCCGUUGGGAUAAACUGGUAGCAUAGCUAGCAUAGAGAAAUCAGUGGUGGUAGUGAAACUCAUUUUUAACUGUAGUGCAUUUGAUUGGUGACGAACAUGUCCUGUUUAGGGGAUGGCAUCUUUACAAGCAUUAUACUCCAAUAUCUACCACAACAUAGUGUGAAAUAUAGUAACAGUAGCCUAAAUGCAGGUUGAUUCAGAUGGCCGCUAAUGAAGAGAUUAUGGAUCUAUCCCCAACCGUUUCCAUGGUUUCUGUGGAUCUCUUACAUAAUCUACUAGAUCGGACAUUUCUAAAGAUUUAUAUUGUUGCUUAGUGAUGCUCUAGUUUACAAUAAAAUAUACCUAUUGUAUCUGUAAUAAACAAUAGUGCUGUUUCUUAAUCUAGAAUAAUGAUCUCCCUAGAUCAUAAAUAAAUGAAUAAAUGAG
This is a messenger RNA of Salvelinus fontinalis (brook trout), 6964 nucleotides long. RefSeq names its product heat shock protein, alpha-crystallin-related, b2 (gene hspb2). The record is from RefSeq and is a predicted model, not a curated record. The transcript is spliced from 3 exons. The coding region runs from base 82 to 588 and encodes 168 amino acids. Lineage: Eukaryota; Metazoa; Chordata; Actinopteri; Salmoniformes; Salmonidae. Gene Ontology annotation, molecular function: protein folding chaperone; structural constituent of eye lens. Gene Ontology annotation, biological process: protein refolding; response to heat.